Messenger RNA from Varanus komodoensis (Komodo dragon), 7494 nucleotides. Its product is annotated as WD repeat-containing protein 20. NCBI's taxonomy places the organism in Eukaryota, Metazoa, Chordata, Lepidosauria, Squamata, Varanidae. The record is from RefSeq and is a predicted model, not a curated record. Bases 25 to 1794 code for a protein of 589 amino acids. The transcript is spliced from 5 exons. Gene Ontology annotation, molecular function: protein binding.
CAUCCGGGCUCUGGGGCAGGAUGAAUGCUCCUUUUCAAGAUGGCGGCGGAGGGAGGAGGGAAGGAGAUGAACGAGAUUAAGACCCAGUUUACCACCCGCGAGGGUCUGUACAAGCUGCUGAGCCACUCGGAAUACAGCCGGCCCAACCGGGUGCCCUUCAAUUCGCAGGGCUCCAACCCCGUCCGCGUCUCCUUCGUGAACGUCAACGACCAGAGUGGCAACGGCGACCGGCUCUGCUUCAAUGUGGGCCGGGAGCUCUACUUCUACAUAUACAAGGGGGUCCGCAAGGCUGCUGACUUGAGUAAACCAAUAGAUAAAAGGAUAUACAAAGGAACACAACCUACGUGUCAUGACUUCAAUCAUUUAACAGCCACAGCAGAAAGUGUUUCUCUACUAGUGGGCUUCUCUGCAGGCCAGGUGCAACUUAUAGAUCCUAUUAAAAAAGAAACUAGCAAACUGUUUAAUGAGGAAAGACUAAUAGACAAGUCCAGAGUAACUUGUGUAAAAUGGGUGCCUGGUUCAGAAAAUCUCUUCCUAGUAGCUCAUUCCAGUGGCAAUAUGUACUUGUAUAAUGUGGAACACAAUUGUGGUACCACAGCCCCACACUAUCAGCUACUUAAACAAGGAGAAAGCUUUGCAGUCCACACAUGCAAGAGCAAAUCUGCACGAAACCCUUUGCUUAAAUGGACAGUAGGUGAGGGUGCCCUGAAUGAAUUUGCUUUUUCCCCAGAUGGGAAAUUCUUGGCGUGUGUAAGCCAGGAUGGCUUUCUUCGUGUAUUUAACUUUGAUUCAGUGGAGUUGCACGGUACAAUGAAAAGCUACUUCGGAGGACUGCUAUGUGCGUGUUGGAGCCCAGAUGGAAAAUACAUUGUGACAGGUGGAGAGGAUGACUUGGUGACUGUCUGGUCUUUUGUGGACUGUCGAGUGAUAGCUAGAGGCCAUGGACACAAAUCCUGGGUCAGUGUUGUGGCCUUUGAUCCAUAUACCACUAGUGUAGAAGAAAGUGAUCCAAUGGAAUUUAGUGGCAGUGAUGAGGAUUUCCAAGAUCUUCUUCAUUUUGGAAGAGAGCGAGCAAAUAGUACGCAGUCUAGGUUAUCAAAAAGGAACUCUACAGACAGUCGCCCAGUAAGUGUAACAUACAGGUUUGGUUCAGUAGGCCAGGACACACAGCUGUGUUUAUGGGACCUAACAGAAGAUAUCCUCUUCCCACACCAACCCCUCUCAAGGGCAAGGACACACACAAAUGUCAUGAAUGCCACAAGUCCUCCUGCAGGAAGUGGUGGAGCUAACCCAGGAAGUAAUGGAAACAGCAUCACAACACCUGGAAACUCUGUGCCCCCUCCUCUUCCAAGAUCAAAUAGCCUUCCACAUUCUACAGUCUCCAAUUCUGGCAGCAAAAGCAGUGUCAUGGAUGGUGCCAUUGCUUCUGGGGUUAGUAAAUUUGCAACCUUAUCGCUACAUGACCGGAAGGAAAGACACCACGAAAAAGAUCACAAAAGAAACCAUAGUAUGGGACAUAUAUCUAGUAAGAGCAGUGACAAACUGAACCUAGUUACUAAAACCAAAACAGACCCAGCAAAAACUUUGGGAACACCCCUGUGUCCCAGAAUGGAGGAUGUUCCUUUGUUAGAGCCUCUUAUCUGUAAAAAGAUAGCACACGAAAGACUGACUGUGUUAAUUUUUCUUGAAGACUGUAUAGUCACUGCUUGUCAGGAGGGAUUUAUUUGCACAUGGGCAAGGCCUGGUAAAGGGGAGGAAUUUCUGAGGAGGGAUUCAGUCAAAAGAAGGUCCUAGACCCAGACAGGCUAAGAUGCUGCAAGGCUGCUGGACCAUAUACCUUUAGAUGACACCCUGUCUGAAGCCACCCCAUGCUGCAUCACAGACUCCUUAGUUGCAGUACUGAUUUCAGGUAAGAGUGUGCUGUUUAACUGCAAAAAGUGUCAAACACAUCAGGAAGCUGUCUUGUGGAGUCAGGGUUCAUUGGGCUGUCUAGCUCAAUAAAGUUUCGUGAUUGGCAACAGCUCUCCAAGGUCCUCAAGACUUUCUCCAGUGCUGUUACCCAAGAUGGCGUUAACUGCCUAUACUAGAGAUAGAAGCAUGUGCUCUGCCACCAAAUUUCAACCUCUCCCCAGCAUCACAUCCCAUCUGCCCAAGCGUAGCCUUAAUAAGUUUUUAAAUAAGUCUGUGCUUUUACACAAGGCAGACUAUCAAUUCCUUUCAGAUACAUAAUGUACCUUGCAAUUUCAUAAAAGACGCAUCCAGCACUCCAUAUGUCCAUUUUGUAACUGUAGUAGCCAUCUGUGAGAAGACAUUCUGGUGCCCUGUACCACCGUGUGGAUAUGUAUUCUGUAUAUGGCUGUUUGGAAUGUAUACUCCUACAGGAUCCAAAAUCUCCUAGUUUCAGAAGAUCUUGCUGCAAUUAGAUAAAGUGUAUAUCUCAAAUGAGAAGUUACCAAAAAGCAAAUCUAAAACUUUUAAGACAUCAACCACUGUAAUGAUGGUUGUUUUAAAGUGGCCUGUAAUGUCCAUUUCAAGUGUUUAAUCUGAGGCAGAGGGGAAUCUGACCCAUUUUAAAAACUAUUUAGAACUGGUCAUAAUUCAUUAAAAUGGUCCAUUGUUUCAGUGGGUUGUUGUCUGUGGAAGAGGUGUGAAAGUGGGCUUGAGGAAGAGAGAGAGUCACUCUUUGAAGGUACUCAGGAGAAAGCCGUUUAAAGAGACUGAUCAGGUAGUAAAAGAUGGCUUGGCACAUUUUGCCAAUGGUGACAGAAUAUAGUUCAGCAACUAGUCAGAAAAGAAAUAAAGAUAAUACUUAUUUAAAUCAAGAAUCUAACUCAUCGAAACUGUACAGUGCACUUCCUCCUUGAGCAGCAAAAUGCAUUUCUAAACUCCAGCCCUAGAACAGGAAUGAAUAGUCUCAAUGAUUUUGCAUCAAUUCAAUACCACUAUUCAUACGAGUUUUGGAAUGGAAGCUGCAUGUUUUCAUGCUACAGUAAGACUUCUUACCUUUAUUAAUAUGUUUUCUGGUUUCACAUCUCUGUGAAAUAUUCCAUUCCUGCAUCAAGAAAGGAAUUCAGGAAAAGGUAAGCAUGUAAACACUAAGGCUGGAAUGCAGAAAGCCCUGUGCGCAUUAGGGAGUUUUAGUCCCCUCCUCCAUUUCCAGCACAGCUCCUCACCCACUCCUGAAAAGCCAUUCCUGAAAGUCAGAAGGUACACCAGCAAAGCUUUCUGUGUGGUGAGGAAAAACUCAGCUAGAAGAGAAAAGUCAUUAUAGGUAUGUGCUUGUAACAGCCACCUUAGGUAUGAAUAGACCAAUUAAAUAAAUUACACAAAAGGAAUCUGUCCUACCUGUGCAUGUGAUCAAGAGACUUGCAUAACUGGUACAUAUAACUCAUUAUUCUCUUUUCAGGCAAUGGUUUUUUCCUCCCUAGAAUUUGGAAUAGUGAAAUAAAAGUGUGGUAUAGCUUUACACAAAGGUCACUUUAAGAUGGAGAGCUUGCAGUCACUUCUGCCACUUAACUAAUCUUUAUAUACAUCUAUACAAUGUUCUACCUAUGAGCUCUGGGAAGCUGCUUUUCUGGAUGUCCAGGUGACUGUUGUGGCCAGGAGUACCUUUACUCAGCUUGAGCUGCGUGCCAGAUGCGCUCCUCCUAGAGAGCACAGAACUUGCUACAGUGAUACAUGCCUUGCUUGCUGCCAGAGAGAGUACUGCAGGUCUACACAGGACUGCCCUUGAAGAAUGUUCUGGUAUAAAAUAUAGCAGCAGGAGUGCUUUCCAAUGUGCUCAUCAGAAAGAUACUGUUCAUUUCACACCAUUUACACCAGUUUUACAGAUUGUACUGGUCUCAAAUUCGUUUCCAGGCUCAAUUCCGGGUGUUGUAUCUUACCUAUAAAGCAUUGCAUUGCUUGGGGCACUGCCUUCUAUAUGAUUGAGCCCAUACGUUACGGUCAUCUUCAGUGGUUCUGUUUUAUAUCCCACCACCCAGUUGUUGGGAACAAACAACAGGACUGUUUCUGUGGCAGGACCCCCAUUCUGAAAUUCCUUCCUGAAGUCAAUGAGUUUGGUCUCAUUCCCAACAGCUUUUAGGCAAGCAAUAAAAAUAUUUAUUGCAUCUGACAUCCAAUGGGGCCUAAUUAUGAUGUUGAAAUGUUGACAUCCCAUAUUUCCUGGCAUCUUAAUUAUGUUUUGUGGUUUUAUUAGCUUUGGUCACAUUGCAAGCCUUGGAGAAGGCCUUUGUUAAAGCCAAAAGACAGUUGAUUUUUUCCCAUGGGGUACAAAGAACUGCUUCACACACUAGGAUAGUUCAAAUAUAACAUGGGCUCUGUCUUAACUGCAGUGUAGAGAUCAGGAGCCUGCCUCAAGAAUCUGUACUCCUCCAGAGUGCAAAUUCUCCUGUUCUCUCCUGUAGUUAAGAAACACCAUGGUGCUAUUCUUGGGUGCUUCCAGAGACUUUUGCCACAUUCAUGGAAUUUUACAGAGGGGCGAGAUGAUGUAAUCUUCAACUUGUAGCCCUCCCAUAUUUCCCCACCUCUUUUUUCAGCUUUUUUUCUUAGCAGAAAAAAAUAAUAAAGGGCUGAACAGCUGCACAAGGUCUUUUCAUCAUUUGUGACCGCAGCCCAGUACCUGGAAGCACUCCUUAUCCACAGCUAAGGUCAACCAGAGUUGUGAUAAACUACAGGUAAAGGCAGCACUGAGCAGGGAACUACACUAUGGGGCAACCUCUUUCAGUAUGGAGCACUGAAAAUGGGCCAUGAGGGAUGUGCCCAUCAGCUUCAAGUGUCAGCAGGAAAAAUGUGGGGAUUUAGGGGUUAGAAUGAUCCUACUGCACAGGGCAUCUAAUAAGAAGCCUCUUGAACUGGUGUGUCGGUCCUGACAUGACACAUACAGACUUGCACUCCCAAAGGUGACUUUGCUAUGGGAUGAUAAAAGGACAGUGUGGGAGAAGCUUCUGCUGUUGCGUGGACAUCAGGAGCUUGUUAUAUGGCAACCUUCCCCAAGCCUAAGCUGAUGGCCUCCAGAUGUUUUGGUCUACAACCAGUGAUGAGGUUUCUGCUCUAAAUAGUGAGUUCUACCUCUUCUUUACAUUGGUUUCCUACUUGCAUCUGGUAUUUUUCAGGACAGCUCCCCAGAGAGCUUUGCCUGGCACCAACACUCUAUUCUUUUCAGCACUAGAUUAAAACCUUUUUAUUUUCCCAUUAUUUUAAUGUUUGAUUAGGUUGUAAUGUGGGUUUUAUCUUAUUGGAAUUAUAUGGAUGCUGUGCUUCAUUUCAUUUUAUGCUGCUUUUACUGUAAGACCGUCCCAAGACGCUAGUAGCUGGAUGGUAUAUAAAAGCUAUAAAUAAAUAAAUAAAUAAAUAAAUAUUUAUUCUUAUUGCAUUAACAUAUUCUUGCCUACAAUAUUUGUAUGUAGCAACAGUCUUUCUCCCUUCAGUGUUUUUUCUGGGGGGAUGCCACACACUUGUCUUUUUGUGUUUGGAUCUAACCCUAACCACAAGUUCUAGAUGACUAACAAAUCUUACGCAAACUCUUCUAACUUCCCAAGCUCGAGAAAAGAAAUGAGGUACAUCUCUGAGGAAAGGGAAACAAAUAAUAAUCACAGCCUUAGUUUCAGUUUCACUUCAACUUGCUAUUAAAGAAUGUUAGCAAUAGAGGGCAAAUAUGCUAUGUGUAAGCCUUGUCCAGACCAACUGGGACUAUAUGUCAUGCCUUAUUUUUUCAUUCACCCAUGGGCAACUGAGCACUAGGGUUUGCCAAUGCUUCCCUUAGAAGAAUAAUAUAAAAUUUCAUGUCCUAUAUUUAGUCCAUCUAACCUGAUUGACAGCUGUACAACAGACUGGAAAAUCAUGGAAAAAACACAGAUUUGCAUGGUCUGGGCAUUUCUUCAUGAAAAAUAUAGGAAGUAAAAUUUUCUGCCUGACAUCACUACACACAACUCCAGGGAUUCCUGAUCUGGCUAGGACUGCACUCCAAAAUCUUUCUCUGUUGUCACGUAUUGUAAAGGUAAUCAUUUACCUCCAAUAACACCACUCUCAAUAACACCCCCACAGCUUAUAAGCCAGGGAGGCUCGCCAUGCUUAUAAGCCACCCAACAUACAAUGGAUUAUUGUAGGAUUUAGUAGCCAUGCCUGGGCUUACCAUGUCAUCUUUACCUGCUGCAGAACUUCUUGGCAAGACUGGAAAGAAAUCCCUGCUACUCUAGCCAAGUGGUGGCCAGACAAACACUGCUGACAACUGACCCUAAGGUGCCCAAGCAGCAGUUGGCAGUGUCUGUCAGAAGCUUUCCUUUAGAGGAGGCUAAGCAGAGCAUAUCUCAAUUCUCUCUGCCAAGUCUGGUGCCACUCCUUGACAGGGUGGGUGGGUGCCUCUGCUUGGACUCCUCAAAAGUAAGCUGAGCAAAGUACAGCUCAGCUCCCCUAGAUGGGGAGCCACUGCCAACAGUAGUUGCAUGAUGGGAAGGUGCUGCUACUGGUCCAAGCAGGGCAUCCUGAGCAAUCUGCCUUUGAUGAGAUUGGCAGUAGUGCCAACAGCCCACUGCAUGGAUUACAAGGCCUACUUGCAAACUGGGGUGAGGGCUAUCAGCAAUCCUUGCUCUCCUCCUGCCACUGAGUCUCCCACAAGGAGGCAGGAAGCUCAGUGCUCCUGCAGUCUUCCAUGGGAUUCCCUCAGGAGGACUGAGGAGGAGGAUGGAAUGGCAUGGUGCAUCCUAGCCUUGAUACAGCUAGCCUCUGCUCGGCUCACCAUGGGUGGCUUCUAUGACAGGUGCCAACAGCCUGACUUAGCCUGUCAUGGGAACCUGCCCACUGUCUAUGCAAUAUUUUUCCGCAAUCACAGGGCAAUACCAUUUGUUGUUUAAGAUUCCAGCAAGCUCCACUUAAUCUUUUUGCUCAGAUGCAACAUGCCUCUAGAUUUUGCAUAAAUGAAUUAAUGGCACCUGAAAAAUAUUUUUCCAGCGUUGGCAUAAUCUACAUACCUUUGAUCAGUUCAUAGAUAUUCAUGUCCAUAAGUUCACAUAUUAAUGCAACAGCACCAGCUUUCUUGUCACUAAAGGAAAAAGUUUGCUUUAAUUUAUAUGAAAGAAAUCAGAUGAGUAACUUGUGUAAUCAUCUGGAGAAUGAGAGAUAAAGGCUGGAUUUAUGAUUAUGGUAUUAAUUUACAUGACAGUUUUCCAGUCUAGGAGCUUGUUAAUUUUUUAAAAUCAGCCUCUGAAGACAUUUAAGUCAGUGUGAAAAGAUACUGUAAAUGCAGUAAAAAUAAACAGUUAUUCUGGAGUCAAAACACAUCUACAGAGCGCCAUGUAAAUGAAAAAUGCAAAAAUAAAUGCAUGUUCUAUCUGAAGAUAAAACAAUUUAGUUACAACUGGUACUUGUUUUUGUAAAGCAACACCAUGAAUGCUAAAUAUUCUGCUAUCAACUUAAUUUACUGACAGCAGUGUACCAUAAGCAGAAAUUCUCUAAUUAUCACCAAUGGUUUGAACAUAUGGAGUCACCUUGUACUGA